AUGGCGGCCACCACGGUCUCCCUCCGGGAAUUGGCUGACCUAGCCAUCGGCACUCCCGAGGUGGGCGCCGUCAACUUCACCGCCCUCCACACUCUCAUAGUGGCCAUCCUCAAGAAUCUCAACCUCCAUGAGGCCCGGAUCGACUACAAGUCCCCAACCCCAGCCUACGAUGAGGCCCUGUACGACAGGCCCGCUCGGUUAUCCGUCAGCGUCCCCCAACUGGUCACGUCCAAGGAAAAAAGGAAAAGCAUCAGCAAAACAUCUUCCCAGGCGCUGGAGAAUCAAGUGAAGGACCUCGACAGGCAGGUCAGGAACAUGGAGUCCCAGAUUCAAGGCAUUGUCAGUCACGUGCAGUUGCUCACCUCCCGCGUGACAGAUUUUGACUCGGACACCCCAGAUUGGCUCCACGAGCCGACGGUGGCCACGAGGGGGCUUGAGAGAAGCGGGGCCACCUUGAUGCCUGACAAGAAGUUGAUGACCACAUCUGGGCCCCAGAAGAAGGUCACGGGGGUGCCUGAGAAGAAGCCGACCACGAUGAUGAUGGAAAAACUGCAAAGAGAGCAACUGAGAAUCAUGCAAGAUAACAAGGACAGUGAAGUCACCAUCACCGAGGUGUGUGAGAGGGGCCCAGACAUGCAGGCUCGAACCUGCUCCCAAGCCCUGGCUGCUUUGGGACUGCUCCAGCAUGCCCUCCAAGAUGUAUAUAUCUUAAAGGAAGCCCACGAAAAGGCACAGGAGCCCCCCGAGAUGAGCACCCAGACCACCCUGGAAGAACGGAUUGACACCCUGGAGAAGUACAUCAAAGAACGGGACAACCUCCUGGACCUAGUGGGCCGGAAGCUGAGUCUGAUUCCUGGUGGAGAAGAGGUCACCAUGGUCACCUGGGAAGAGCUGGAGCAGGCCAUCACUGAUGGCUGGAAGACUUCUCAAGAGAUGUCAGAUACAUCGAUGUCAGUUCCUAAGCACAAAGGACAGAGUCUGUCAACAUCAGUUGAUGUGAGUCAAAGUGGAAUCGCCACCAAACAACUGAGCACCGAUUCCGUGGGUGGUGUGGCCCCAGCUAAGACCUUCUCAGGAUCCAGUGACUCAGCAUACCCUUCUGAAAGGGAUCGUGACAGAGCUCCUUCUAUGGCUGGCUUUUCUGUUAGAGAACAGCUCUCAAGUGCCCAUGAUGAAGUUGGUUUGCUAAAACCCCAUCACCCAUCUACAUCCCAGUUAAAAGUAGAUCUGGAUCGUCGCCGGAGUCGAGAGCAGUACAGUUCAUUACACCAAAGAAGGGAUGAACGAGUUCCGCAACCUGACCUAGUCCGACAGGAUUCGACCUUGUCCAGAGAUCAGCUUGACUUGGGGUCCUCGGAUCAGCAAGGCAUGAUGUACUUAAGUCCAGAUCUAGGGCGAACUCAACGUGGCUUAAGGCCACCUGGCAGGGAUCAGAUUAGAUUGGUAUAUCCUAGCACUUAUCCACAAGGUAUGGUACCACCCAGCAUGGGCCAGCAGGGUGUGGCACCACGUGGCAUGGAUCAGCAGGCUUUCAUACCAGUUGGUAUGGAUCAGCAUGGUACAGUGCCACCACUGGUACCUGGCAGAGAUCAGCAAGGAUUGGAAGCACCUACUACAGAUGAGCGCAGUAUGGUACUUCUUGGUAUAGACCAGCGUGGUUCAGAACAGUUUGGCAUGGAUCAGUAUGGAUUUGUACCAUUUGUUAUGGAUCAGGAUGGGUUGGUUACACCCUUUGUAUAUCAGAGUGGUUUGGGACCUCCUGGUUUAAUGCAAGCUACCGCAGAGCAGCGAGCUUUUGUGCAGCCAGGAUUAGAAGUACCUGGUUUUGUACAUCCUGGUGCAAAGCAGCAUGAUUUGGCCCAACCUGGUGCAGUCCAGCCUGGCAUGGUCCAGCCUGGUGCAGUCCAGCGUGGUGUGAUCCAGCCUGGAGCAGUCCAGCGUGGCAUGGUCCAGCCUAGAGCAGUCCAGCGUGGUGUGGUCCAGCCUGGUGCAGUCCAGCCUGUCAUGGUCCAGUCUGGAGCAGUCCAACGUGGUGCGGUCCAGCCUGGAGCAGUCCAGCAUGGUGUGGUCCAGCCUAGUGUAGUCCAGCCUGGCAUGGUCCAGCCUGGAGCAGUCCAGCGUGGUGUGGUCCAGCCUGGUGCAGUCCAGCAUGGGGCGGUCCAGCGUGGUGUCAUCCAGCCUGAUGCAGUCCAGCCUGGCAUGGUGCAGCCGGGUGCAGUCCAGCUUGGUGCUGUCCAGCCUGGCCCAGACCAGCAUGACUUGGUGCAGCCUGGUGAAGAUCAGCCUAGUUUGGUUCAACCUGUUGUUGGAGAUCAGCCUGGCUUGGUGCAGCCUGGUUUGGUGCAGACAGGUACAGAUCAGUAUGGUUUGGUUCAGCAUGGUGCAGAUCAGCAUGACUUGGCACAACCUGGUGUAGGUCAGCUUGAUGUGGUGCAACCUGGAAUGGACCAGCAUGGUUUGAUGCAGCUUAGUGCAGACCAGCAUGAUUUGGUCCAACCUGAAGAAGACCAGCGUGACUCGGUGCCACCUGGUGCAGACCAGCGUGACUCGGUGCCGCCUGGCGCAGACCAGCGUGACUCGGUGCCGCCUGGCGCAGACCAGCGUGACUCGGUGCCGCCUGGCGCAGACCAGCGUGGUAUAGUACAGCCUGGGGCACACCAGCGUGGCAUGGUACAGCCUGGGGCACACCAGCAUGGCAUGGUACAGCCUGGGGCACACCAGCGUGGCUUGUGCCAGCUGGUGCCUAUCGGCCUGGUUUGGUCCAAUAUGGUGCCUAUCCUCCUGGUUCUAUACAAGCUGGUGCCUAUCCUCCUGCUUCGGCUGGCGUCUAUCCGCCUGGUUCCACACAAGCUGGUGCUUAUCCUCCUGGUUUGGUUCAGGCUGGUACCUAUCCGCCUGGUUCGGUGCAGGCUGGCGUCUAUCCGCCUGGUUCCACACAAGCUGGUGCUUAUCCUCCUGGUUCGGUCCAGGCUGGUACCUAUCCGCCUGGUUCGGUACAGGCUGGCUGAUGCCUAUCUGCCUGGUUCGGUACAGGCUGGUACCUAUCCGCCUGGUUCGGUACAGGCUGGUACCUAUCCUCCUGGUUCGGUGCAGGCUGGUACUUAUCCUCCUGGUUCGGUGCAGGCUGGUACCUAUCCGCCAGAGAAUGCUGAAGAUUAUAGUCAGCGGCGCAAUUCUCUGGAUAAAUUGACUCCAAGCUUUCCCAUGGCAGUGGAGACAUUUCGUCUGAUGGGAGAGAUCGUGGGUCUCUAUGUGGAGCUCAAGGAACACAUAAACGAUCUGGAUGAGGAACAAGCUGGCCAAACGGACUUAGAGAAGAUACAAUACAUGAUUGCACUGAUGGUCAAAAAGAGCAUACCGCCUGACCUGCAGGAACAGAUGAAGAGCGUGAAGACCUUAGCUAAAGAAGUUCGGCAGGAAAAAGCAAAGCUGGACAGGAUGCAAAAGAUCCUGGAGGGUGAAGGGGCACGAGAAACGGGGAAGGAGAUAAAAACUGGCCAGCUGGGCUUACAGCUGGGCAUCCUCAGAGUCACCGUGGCUGACAUUGAGAAAGAGCUGGCUGAGCUGAGGGAGAGUCAAGAGCAAGGUAAAAUCAGUAUGGAACACUCCGUCUCCGAGGCCUCCCUUUACCUACAGGAUCAGCUGGACAAGCUCAGAACCAUCAUUGAGAGCAUGCUGACCUCCUCAUCCACUCUGCUGUCCAUGAGCAUGGCCCCUCACAAGGCCCCAGUAACCUUGACACCUGGGCAGAUUGACCCCGAGGCCACCUGCCCCGCCUGCAGCCUGGACGUGAGUCACCAGGUCAGCAUGCUGGUACAACGCUACGAACAGCUCCAGGACAUGGUCAACAACUUGGCAGCCUCCCGACCCUCCAAGAAAGCCAAGCUCCAGAGCCAGGACGAGGAGCUGCUAGGCCAGGUGCAGAGCGCCAUCCUGCAGGUGCAGGGAGAUUGUGAGAAACUCAACAUUACCACCAGCAACCUCAUCGAGGACCAUCGACAGAAACAGAAGGACAUCAAAGUGUUGUACCAGGGUCUAGAGAAGCUUGAGAAGGAGAAGGCCAACAGGGAACACCUGGAAAUGGAGAUCGACGUGAAAGCUGACAAGAGUGCCCUGGCAGGCAAAGUGAGUCGCGCCCAGUUCGACGCCACCACAGAGCAGCUGAACCACAUGAUGCAAGAGCUCGUGGCCAAGAUGAGCGGGCAAGAGCAGGACUGGCAGAAAAUGCUGGACAGGCUCCUGGUGGAGAUGGACAGCAAGCUGGACCGCCUGGAGCUGGACCCAGUGAAGCAGCUUCUGGAAGAUCGCUGGAAAUCCCUUCGGCAGCAGCUCAAAGAGCGCUCUCCGCUCUACCAGGCCGACGAGGCAGCCGCCAUGCGGAGGCAGCUCUUGGCACAUUUCCACUGCCUCUCAUGUGACCGCCCCUUGGAGACACCUGUGACGGGACAAAGCAUCCCGGUGACGCCUGUAGGUCCAGGCCUGCCCGGGCACCGGUCCACCCGGCCCUAUACCAUCUUUGAACUGGAGCAGGUCCGGCAGCAGAGCCGCAACCAAAAGCUGGGCAGCGCCUUCCCCCGCGGUGACCUGGGGCUGAUGGAGCGGAGCGUGGGUCGCCUGCACACGAUGCACUCCAAGAUGCUCAUGGACAUCGAGAAGGUGCAGAUCCACUUCGGCGGCUCGGUCAAGGCCAGCAGCCAGAUGAUCCGCGAGCUGCUUCACGCCCAGUGCCUCAGCUCCCCCUGCUACAAGCGGGUGCCGGACCUGGCCGACUACACCUACUCAUCCAUGCCAAGGCGCUGCGGAGGCAGCCACACCCUCACCUACCCCUACCGCCGCAACCGUCUGCAGCACCUGGCGCAGGGCCUGCUCCCCACUGAGGAGAUCCAGAUCGCCAUGAAGCAUGACGAGGUGGACAUCUUGGGUCUCGAUGGACACAUCUACAAGGGACGGAUGGAUACCAGGCUGCCAGGCAUUCUGACCAAAGACACUCCAGGGGUUGCAAAGCACAAGUCCAAGCAGUCCCGGGUCCACGUGCACCGACAGCAGUCCGUGGUCAACCAUGGCCAGCUGCCUUCUCGGCCUCAGAGUGCUCAGACGAUGGCUGGCAACACCUCAGCCCCUUCCCGUCAGCGGAAAGGCAGACCCGUUUCCUCAGAGGGCCGCUUCUCCCAGUCAAACCUGGUACAUCCACUCAGCCCUACGGAGACAGAGCCAGCAAACCUGCCAGCAGGCAGCUCCCUGGGGUUGGAGAUGCCCAUGAACAUGCCUUCUCAGGAGGGGGUCGAGGAGCCAACCCGGGGGCCUCGGUCCACAACUGCUCACUAA
Molecule: messenger RNA, 5325 nt
Organism: Chrysochloris asiatica (Cape golden mole)
Lineage: Eukaryota; Metazoa; Chordata; Mammalia; Afrosoricida; Chrysochloridae
Gene: QRICH2
Product: glutamine rich 2
Exons: 25
Coding region: 1-5325 (1774 amino acids)
Source: RefSeq, a predicted model, not a curated record